AUGGAUACAGAAGAGGAUGAAAUCGACGAGUGCAGUUUAGCAAUUUCAAAAGAGUUCAAAUUUUCGUUGCUUUGCGAAUAUUUACAAUGCAUCAAAAAUGUUCCGAAACAAGCAAAGACGUCAAGACGACGUAUUUUCACGUCGCUGCUUGAGAAAUGGUCAUCGUACAAUCGCAGUCAAAGUCAAACAACCGAAUCGACAUCCAACUAUACAGCGAGUUUCUAUCCAGCCUUGAGACUCAUCAUUAAUGCAUACGAUAAUCGCAAGUUCAACAUGAAAUCGAAGAAACUGAUCGCUAAAGUAUGUAAGGUGUUGCUGAUUCCUGAUGAAACCAAGAAAGAGUUGCUGAAAAUUGAUUCGACGGUAAUUUUGCAAAAUUUUUGUUUCAUCUCACAACUUUUUACUUGA
Anisakis simplex (herring worm) is the source of this 408-nucleotide messenger RNA. The record is from the annotation of a GenBank genome assembly. Lineage: Eukaryota; Metazoa; Nematoda; Chromadorea; Rhabditida; Anisakidae.